Molecule: messenger RNA, 861 nt
Organism: Alternaria incomplexa
Lineage: Eukaryota; Fungi; Ascomycota; Dothideomycetes; Pleosporales; Pleosporaceae
Exons: 1
Coding region: 1-861 (286 amino acids)
Molecular function (GO): ferrous iron binding; zinc ion binding; oxidoreductase activity, acting on single donors with incorporation of molecular oxygen
Source: RefSeq, a predicted model, not a curated record
AUGGCGCCACCCGUACACUUCUUCUCCCAUGGCUCAACAAUGAUGCUGGGCGAGGAAUCCCAAUCCGCCACCUAUUGGAAAGCCUGCGGCGACGAAGCCCUCUCCCACGGCUUUAAAGGCGUGAUUAUGAUGGGCGCGCAUUGGGACGCCCGCGGCGUGAACCGCAUCGACGUAGCCAUGAACCCCAAGCCCAUCAAAUCGCCCGUCGCAUACGUCCACCCCCGCAAAUACAAAGACUACGAGCUCGUCCCCGAUCUCGAGAGCGGAAAGAAGUGCAUAGCAGCGCUGAGGGAAAAGGGCAUCGAUGCGCGACCGAAUGAGACCUUUGACUGGAUCCACGACACAUACUUGAUUCUCAUUAGGAUGUUUCCUGAGAAAUGCCCUCCAACAACGAUCAUCAGUAUGAACUCGCGAUUCGACCCACAUCUGCACGCGCGUGUGGGUAACAUCUUGGCCAAGUUCCGCGACGAGGGCUACCUGAUCAUCGGAACGGGUGGCGCGGUACACAACCUGUACAGGAAUCACUGGGCACAGAUGUUGAGGUAUUCGGACAACUUUGCCCAGCCUUACCCACCAGAGGCUCCGAUGCUGGAGUUCCGCCAGAGUGUUGAGGACGUCUUCGUUCGCUGCUGUAGGAAGGAUGCGAAGAAGGGUAGUCUGACUCGUGGUAUUACAAGGUUGAUGAAACAUCCCAUGUUCAGGGAUGCGCAUGCCACCGACGAUCACUAUAUGGCGGCGUGCUUUGUGGCUGGGGUUGUUGACGGAAGCAAGAGGGAUGGCGACGAGUGUGUGCUUGGGGCUGAGGAUUGGGAGUUGGUGAACAUGUGCAACAGCCAGUUUACUGUCGGAAGAUGGGAGUAG